AUGGAUUCGCCAACCUCGUCGAAGAAGCGCAAGGCCAGCACUGGCGCCGACACUGAGCCGGAUCAGAAAAUGGGCGAGGAAGCCAUGCCGGCUGAGCUCAUCUCCGCCGGGUCCCAACAUCUACAUCGGAAACUCGGUGGCAAGGAGAUCCAGCUCUUUGCCGUGGGAGGUGCUAUCGGAACAUCUCUCUAUGUGCAGAUGGGAGCUUCUCUCCCCAAAGGUGGACCGGCUGGGCUCUUCCUUGGCUUUGUUCUAUACGGAAGCAUCGUAUUGGCUGUCAACCAAUGUUUCGCUGAAAUGGUCACCUAUCUCCCCAUUCCCUCUCCUUUUGUCCGGCUGGCGGGUUUCUGGGUGGAUGAUGCCUUGAGCUUUGCCAUGGGAUGGAACUACUUCUUCCUGAUGGCAUUCAAUAUCCCCUACGAGAUCACUGCUAUCCAUGUUCUCCUCGGUUAUUGGACCGACAAAGUCCCCGUCGCUGUCGUGGUAGUCGUCUGUCUGGUGAUAUAUGCCGUGCUCAAUGGCGUCACGGUGAAAUAUUUCGGCAUCUCCGAGUUCUAUCUAUCCAUUUUCAAGAUCUUCCUUAUGCUGGGAUUGAUGAUGUACACCUUUGUCACCAUGGUAGGCGGCAACCCGCGCCAUGAUGCAUACGGCUUUCGCUACUGGAACAAUCCGGGGGCGUUUGUCGAGUAUCUGGUGCCUGGAGACACCGGUCGUUUCCUUGGGCUGUUGUCCUGCAUGAUCCAGGGCUCUUUCACGUGCGUCUCUGCGUCCUAUUUCGUAUGGAACCACACUGACUCGGCGAUUAGCAUGGUCGGACCCGAAUUCAUCUCCAUGGCCGCUGGUGAAGCCGAAAACCCCCGCCGACUGAUGGGACGAGCCUUCCGGUCUUUCGUGUGGCGCCUGAUGUUCUUCUUCAUCGGCGGUGCGCUCUGCGUGGGAAUUGUCAUUCCCUACAAUGAUCCGAUGCUUGCUGAAGCCAUCUCCGGCGACCAAAGCGGCACUGGUGCGGCGUGA
Messenger RNA from Aspergillus terreus NIH2624, 1014 nucleotides. RefSeq lists its product as uncharacterized. Gene Ontology annotation, molecular function: amino acid transmembrane transporter activity. Gene Ontology annotation, cellular component: membrane. NCBI's taxonomy places the organism in Eukaryota, Fungi, Ascomycota, Eurotiomycetes, Eurotiales, Aspergillaceae. The transcript has 5 exons. Gene Ontology annotation, biological process: amino acid transmembrane transport. The record is from RefSeq and is a predicted model, not a curated record. The coding region runs from base 1 to 1014 and encodes 337 amino acids.